GUGGAUUCCGUGUUCCGGGACCUGCGGCUGCUCCGAUCCCGCCCGGCUCAUCUCGGCGUUUUCCUGCGUUUCCUCUUCUCCCAGGCCGACCCCACCCCCCUGCUUUUCCACCUGUGCUCGGAGCUGUGCUGCCGCCAGGGCGAUCCCGGAGAUUCCCGAGCCUUGGGAAGAGACGUCUGGAGCCUCUUCCUGGACAGGAGCGCCCCCCUGCGGGUGAAGGUUCCGGAGCAGCUCCUGGCCGAGCUCGAAAUUCGCCUCCGGAGCGGCGACGACUUCCGGCCUUUCCUGCUGGAAGCUCAGGAAUUCGUUAUCCCGGAAAUCCAGGAGCAGCUCCAGGAUUACAGGAGGAAGCGCACGCUGGGGCUGGGCGCUCUCUACGGGGAGCAGGAGCUGCGGGAGCUGCGGAAUUCCCGAGGGAAUUCCCGGCGGGAUCCGCGGGAUCCGCGGGAGCGAGCGGCGGCCGAGCGGAGGAAGCGCACGCUGGGGCUGGGCGCUCUCUACGGGGAGCAGGAGCUGCGGGAGCUGCGGAAUUCCCGAGGGAAUUCCCGGCGGGAUCCGCGGGAUCCGCGGGAGCGAGCGGCGGCCGAGCGGCAGCUGGGGCAGCUCUGGGACAUCCUGUGA
Messenger RNA from Pseudopodoces humilis (Tibetan ground-tit), 621 nucleotides. Lineage: Eukaryota; Metazoa; Chordata; Aves; Passeriformes; Paridae. The record is from RefSeq and is a predicted model, not a curated record.